AAGAGGAAGAGGAAGAAAGAGUUUAUAAAGUUAGAGAAAAAAGGUUUCUGUAUCAUGGAUCGAAUAGUGUCCAACACAGCUCUGUGUUACAUCUAACACAGCUUUGUAUUACAUCUACGGUUACUCUUUAUUCUGUUACAACUAACCCAGUUAUAACCAGUACUCACUAAGCUCAUCUCAGCUCUAUCAACUAAGUCCAGCUCACUCCACUCUCAAUCCCAACAUUUCACCACUGCCUCCUCAGGGCUCAGUCUCCAAACAAUUUUCCUUUAGAUUUUUAUGAUUUUUAUUUUUCCUUAGUUGAAGUUUCCUUUGAACAAACUAUGAAUUAUUACAAUCAGCAGCUUGUUUAUGACAAAAUGCAGGGCCAAAAUAUCUCUAAUUUUAAGUUCGAACAUCAUCCCUAAUUACUGCUUUGAGUCCAUGAUCUUUGAAAGGAGAAUAAAAUUACAUGCUUCCCUUGGAGGAUCGUCUGCAAUGUUCAGCGAUUGUAAUAUAGCCUUGAAAUUCAGAAACUUCGGCAGCUAUCUACUCUUCUGCUCAGGACGUGGGUUAUGACCAAUACUUAUGAAAUACUGAGUAGUACCGUAGAGGUCACAGCUUGAAAGAAAAGGACAAAGAAUAAGCAAAGCAAGGCAGAGGCGUAGCUUUGACUCUUACUAUACUUUUUUUCCACUAUUCCAUUUCUAGCUGCCUCGUGUGAACCAAAUUUACUCAUAUAAUAGAGAAGAAAAUUAAUCAGUCGUGCACCAACGCCUAACAGACCAAAUAAGAAUGCAGCUUAAUAAUUGGAUUAAUCAACUCACCAUAAACAGGAAAUACAAUUUCUUACAACGAUACAAACACUAGGUAACAUAUAACUAAGGUGAGGCUUAUAGAAAGAAGCAACGUCAAGAAACCGAACUUAAAUUGUCCAUGUCAUACACAACUUGCCGGAUUCAACAGGUAAUAUGGGAAUGCGAUUUGGGAGAGAUCCUAUAGAAAGGUUUAUGCACAAGUAUAAAUACCUUUAGUUCUCAAAGGACUAGUGUGCCAAACACAUUAAUCACCAUCCUGAACUGCAAUAUUAUAUUCACUUCGCACUUCGCAGAAUGGCUUCAAUUCUUGAAAACAAACAAAUUUUUGUGGUGGUUUUGGUGAUGGGAAUCUUGGCAUCUCAAGCCUGGUCACGCUCGCUCAAAGAUGCAACCAUGACUGAGAAGCACGAAAUGUGGAUGGCUAAAUAUGGACGUGUUUAUAAAGACAAUGCAGAGAAGGAAAGACGCUUUAAUAUAUUCAAGGAGAAUGCGGAGUUUAUUGAAUCCUGCAACAAUGCUGGGAAUAAGCCUUACAAGCUAGACAUCAAUGAAUUUGCAGACCUAACUCAUGAAGAGUUCAGAGCCUCUAGAAAUGGAUACAAAAGGUCUUACAUUCCCAAGUCAUCAGAAGCAUCAUCAUUUAAGUACGAAAAUGUCACUGCAGUGCCAACCUCCAUUGACUGGAGGAAAAAAGGAGCAGUUACCCCCAUCAAGGACCAAGGCCAAUGUGGAUGUUGCUGGGCAUUUUCUGCUGUGGCAGCCAUGGAAGGGAUUACAAAGCUCUCAACAGGGAAGUUGAUCUCUCUUUCAGAGCAAGAACUAGUUGAUUGUGACACAAGUGGUGAAGACCAAGGCUGCGAAGGUGGCCUUAUGGAUGAUGCAUUUGAAUUCAUAAUACAAAAUGGAGGCCUAACUACUGAAGCCAAUUACCCCUACAAAGGAGAGGAUGGUACUUGCAACACAGGGAAGUCAUCUAAUCAUGCAGCCAGAAUUACUGGUUAUGAAGAUGUGCCCACCAACAGCGAGGAGGCACUAUUGAAGGCAGUAGCCAACCAUCCAGUUUCUGUUGCCAUUGAUGCCAGUGGAUCUGCCUUCCAAUUUUACUCAAAUGGGGUCUUUACAGGAGAUUGUGGAACUGAACUAGACCAUGGUGUUACUGCAGUGGGGUAUGGGACAAGUGAUGAUGGUACCAAGUAUUGGUUAGUGAAGAACUCUUGGGGAACUUCAUGGGGUGAGGAUGGAUACAUCAGAAUGGAAAGAGAUAUUGAAGCUAAGGAAGGCCUUUGUGGAAUAGCCAUGGAGCCUUCCUAUCCAACUGCAUAAAUGGCAGCAAAGUAUAGAUGGAUGGACCUUAAAAUCUAAAUAUCUAAUUCUCCAAAAAUAUAAGUUAUCAGGUGUGCUACUAUCUUAUUCUGUAAACUCUUGUAUUGCACUUGCAGUUUGUAUGUAUAUAAAGGUUUACUAUGGUAA
This is a messenger RNA of Hevea brasiliensis (rubber tree), 2267 nucleotides long. RefSeq names its product senescence-specific cysteine protease SAG39. NCBI's taxonomy places the organism in Eukaryota, Viridiplantae, Streptophyta, Magnoliopsida, Malpighiales, Euphorbiaceae. The record is from RefSeq and is a predicted model, not a curated record. Gene Ontology annotation, molecular function: cysteine-type endopeptidase activity. The coding region runs from base 1092 to 2120 and encodes 342 amino acids. The transcript is spliced from 2 exons. Gene Ontology annotation, cellular component: lysosome.